Molecule: messenger RNA, 4810 nt
Organism: Phodopus roborovskii (desert hamster)
Lineage: Eukaryota; Metazoa; Chordata; Mammalia; Rodentia; Cricetidae
Product: serine protease FAM111A-like
Exons: 4
Coding region: 267-2015 (582 amino acids)
Source: RefSeq, a predicted model, not a curated record
ACGCGCGCUUUUUUUUUUUUUUUUCUUUCCUUUUCUGGCAGUGAGGCAGUUUUGUGAAUGGAGGUAAGCGUCCUGCCGCUACAGAAGCAUGAGUGACAGUUGAAUUUGCAGAAAACUCAGCUCUUUGUGAGGAUUUGUCUCCUCACCUCCUGGCCGACCUGAAGCCUGGUUUCUGGGAGGCUACAUUGGACAUUAUCAACCUCCAGCUACAACAAGUGUGUAUGUACUCUGUCCCCAAAGGCAUAUCUCACAGAAGGUCCUAGUUCAUGCAAAGAAAAAAUAUGGAGACCCUGCACUAUUUUUCUCAGGUUCCAAAAGAACAAAAUGAUCCCAUAAUUUCUCAAAUGAAAAUGGAAUGUAGACAAAGACCAAAGGAGGUGACCAUGGACCAGGAACAAAGAUCACAUUUGGAACUAAAAACUCCACAAGUUCAGAACUCUCCCCAAAAUAGGAAUAUUACCAUCACUUUUGGUAUAAACCAUGCAACCCAUGAGAUCACAGAUGAGGAGACAGCUAGUUUAUAUACAGCAAUGAAUACCCUUGACCCUGUCAAAAGAGAGAUAGAAAGACAGCGAGGCAAAGAAAUGCUGGUGUGUGGCAUAAAAGGAAUAGAAGGCUACAUAAACCUUGGCAUGCCCCUCCGUUGUUUUCCAGAAGGCAGCCAUGUGCUCAUUACAUUUUCCAAAACUGAAAGUGAGGAGAAAGAAAAUAAUUAUCGCUUUGACUACUCACCUGCUGAGUGUGUUAUAUUUUACAUACAUGCAGUUGGGAACAGGGAACAAAGGAUUCUGAGAGGUAGGGAACUUCACCAGGAGGGGACCAAACUCUGUGUUUAUGGCUUCAAAGGAGAGACCAUCAAGGCCACUCUGAGGAAGGAUGGCAGGUUUGAUUCCUUUGUAGAGCAUGCCCAUUGGAAACUCAUUAACCAUGACACCAUCAUAGAAAACACCCAGCCAGUUGAUGUGUUACAGGGCAAGCUCUUUCAGAUUGAUGUCGAGAGAAAGGAGAGCCCUUGGGUGGCAACGGCAACUCAGCAAUCUGAGGUGGAGGGCAGAAACUUCGAGUUAAAAGGAUACAUUGCGAAUUUGUACCCCACAUUGAAAAGAGAACGGGAAAAACUGAGAGCAUACAUCAAGGAAGAAAGUGAGAAAAGAAAGGAAACCUCUUUAUUCAAAGCACAUAGAGAAAACUUCAGGAAGGUGACUCAAAUCUCCACCCCAGGUAAAAUCUUCAAACUCCUUUCACAGCUCAGUGACUCAGUUGGGCUCAUAGUUUGGAACAACAGUGGGAACAGGGGUAGUGCUACUUGCUUCCUUUUUAAAGGACUGUACAUUUUCACUUGCCGGCAUGUAAUAAAUGACAUUGUAGGGGAAGGCAUAGAGCCAAGUAAGUGGGCAGAUAUAAUUGGUGAGUGUAUAAGAGUGACAUUUGAUUUUCAUGUGUUCCCUGCAAAGGAAGACAGCUAUUGUUCUGUUGAACCUUGGUUUGAGGUGUCUGAUGUAACUCUUGACUAUGCUGUCCUGAAACUGAAGAAAAGUGGACAGCACAUUCCUAUAGGACUCUGUAAUGGAACACCUUCUGGAUCACUUAGUGAGUUUAUAUAUAUGAUAGGUCACCCAGAAGGAAAGUAUAAGGUUAUUGAUGGUUGUACUGUGAUACCUCAAGAUGAGCAAAAGAGGAAAUGUGAGGCCAUUCAGGGAAGAGAAGCAAUGGGUGGCAGUGAUCCUACACCAUAUAUCUAUAUGUAUACCCAAAGAAGUUUCCAGGAAAAAAUCAGUGAACCUGGUUUGGUUACCAUGGAUAACACUUUAUAUUGUGGGUCUUCUGGGUCUCCUAUAUUUGAUGCUAAAGGGUCACUUGUAGCCAUGCACACUGCUGGCUUCAUUUGUGAGUAUGCAAGUGGUGUUUCCAGUGUCGUUGAAUUGGGCUCUUCAAUAAAACACAUCUUUGAUGAUAUUAAACAAAAACAUGAAAGAUGGUACAAUGAAAUUUGUGUAUUCAACAGGAAAUACUGAGUCUAGAACACUGAGGACUGAGAAUUCAGUCAGUUUUGUACUAUUAAGGCAGUUGCUUCUGUAUUGUUUUUCUGUAGGCACUGACAAUAUUUUUACUAACCUUUAAAUGCUGUUUUCUUUCAUAAACAAUUGAUGUCUUAGUCUAGUUCCUGUAUAUACCACCCAUUUUUAAUUGAAAACAAUUAUUUUUGUACAGUAUAUUUUGAUCAUGGCUUCCUCUCCCCCAAUUUCUUCCAGAUCGUCCUGGUCUUCCCACCCACCCAAAUCUGUGCCAUAAUUUUUCUCUCUCUUAUAACACUCAUCUAAAAAAAUAAAAUAACAUGAAACAAAACAAAACAGAAUAGGACCAAACAGAAAAAGAGAGAGAAAAAAAAACGCAGAGGAACACACAUUAACAUACAAAUUAAUAGUAUAAAAAGUAUAAAGCACAUAACACCCAGCUAUAAGCAAAUGCAUACCAUAUUUGUCUCUUCAUGUCUGUGUUACCUGAGGGUGACUUUGUUCUAGCUCUAUUCACUUACCUGCAAAUUUCAUGAUUUGAAGAUUUUUUUUUAACAGCUCAAUGACAUUCUAUUUGGAAAUAUAGCACAUUUUCUUCCUCCAUUCAACUGUUGAUGAACAUUUAAGCUGUUUCCAACUGAUCAUGGUCGAUCAAGUGUUUCUGUAGUAGUAUAUAGAGUUCUUCAGGUGUAUGCCCAGAAGUGGUACAGCCAGAUCCUGAAGUAGACUUAUUCCCAGCUUCCUAAGGAACCUCCAUUACAUUUUUUCUUAGGGCCUGAACAACCUUGCACUCCCACCAGCAAGGAAUAAGUGUUUCCCUUACACCAUAUCCUCACUAGAACGAGCUGUCAUUUGCUUUAUUGAUCUUGGCCAUUCUGACUGGAUUAAGAUGAAAUCUCAAAGCAGUUUUGAUUUGUAUUUCCCUGAUGACUAAGAGUGUUGGCUAUUUGAAUUUCUUUUGAAAAUUCUCCACUUAGAUAUGUACUCCAUUUUUAAAUGGGUUAUCUGUUUUCUUGAUAUACAGGUUUUUUUUUUUUAAGUUUAGACAUAGAUAUAGAUAUGAACCCUUUAUCUGAUGUAGUUUCUAAAAUCUUUUUCCAUUCUGUAGCCUCCUCCUUUGUCCAAAUGAUGGUGUCCUUUGCUAUAUAGAAGUUUUUUAAGUUUAAUGAGGUCUCAUUUAUUAAUUAUUGUUCUUAGUAUAUGUGCUAUUACUGUCAUGUUCAGGAAGUCUUUUCUUGUACCAAUGAGUUCUUUACUAUUCGCCUCAGUAUCUCUGUCUUUAUGUUAAGGAGGUUGAUCCAUUUGGAGCUGAGUUUUGUUCAGGUUGAUAAAUAUGGAUCUAUUUGCAUUUUUCUACAUAGAUACAUCCAGUAUCACUAACAGUAUUUUUUGACAAUGCUGUAUUUUCUCCAGUGUAUAUUUCUAGCUUAUUUAUAAAAACAAAAACAAAAACCAGGUGCUCAUAAGUGUGUGGACUUUAAUUCUAUCCCAUUUAUCAGCAUGUCUGAUUUUAUGCCAAUACCAUGUCAUGUCAUCUUUAUUACUAUAGCUCUAUAGUACAGGCAUAGUGGUCAGGCAUAGUGAUAUCCUAAGUUCUUUUAUUAGUCAGGAGUGUUUUUAUUAUCCUGGAGUUUCUUUUGUUUGUUUUUCCUGGUUUUGUUUGUUUGUUGUUGUUGUUGUUUUCCAUAUGAAGCUGAAAACUGCUCCCUAAAUUGCUUUUGGUUAUACUGUUUUUUCUGGGGUGGGGGGUUGUCAUUGUUAAUUUUUUUAUAUCACAGAAACAGAAUGGAACCUAACUCUAACACCCAGACAUUCACCUCUUGAGUAAACUCAUCAGCAGUAUUGUUCUGCUUAGUUAUGAACUAACCUAGUUGAUUACUAAACAAAGCUAUCUGUCUCCAACCAUCAACUGCUUAAAGGGUUCUAAAGUAUUCAUCUUCAUAGGAAAAAUGUCAGAGGUGACAGUGGAGAUUUAGUAAGGAAAGAGAAGUUGGCAGUAAAAUGGUGAGGCAUUGGUUAGUUUGAAAUAAUUGUUAUCAAUUCCAGGCAGUGUAUUUUGACCAUAUUUAUUCCUAUUUGUCCCAGAUCCACUCCCAUCUUUCCACCUACCCAACUCUGGUCUCUUCUCUUUUUAUAUUUAGUAAUCCACAGAUUCCCACCUUUUCUGCCCAUAUACUUCUAAAUGUGGGGCCACUCACUGGAGUGUGGUUUGCUUACCAAAAGCCACACCCAGAAAACUGACCCUGACUCUCCUAGAAGCCAUCAACUCUCCGUAGCUCCAUAGUUAGGAUUGGGGCAGGGAUCAGUUAAUUCUGACAGAUUCUUGGGUUUACUUACUAACUAUCAAUACCUGUCUUAGUUGGGGUUUCUAUCGCUAUGCUAAAACACCAUGAGCAAAAACAGCUUGGGGAGGAAAGGGUUUAUUUCAGCUUAUAGCUUGUAGACCAUCAUUCAGGAAAGUCAAGGCAAUAACCUGGUGGUGGGAAUUGAAGCAGAAGCCAGGAGGGAAUGCUGCUGACUGACUUACUUAUUCUCAAGGCUUGCUCAGCUUGCUUUCUUUAUAAUUCAGAACUACUUGCCUAAAGGUGCCAUUCCCUGCAACAGGCUGGGUCUCCCAGUAUCAAAAGUUAAUUAAGAAAUAUUUCAAUAAAUGAGUCCUGGAAGUACAGUAAUAAUUUCUGAAACAGAAACAUCUACAUGAGCAUCAAUGUUGUUGAUAUAAAGACACCAGUGGUAAAUAUGCACGUGUGUUAUUUUGUACCUGGAUGGAAAAUAACAUCAACUAGAUAAUGUGC